AUGGACGACUCCCUUUCCCACCGGGCCAGUGAGAGUACCGACGAUGCUUCUAACGACUCCCCCGGAUCCUGGGAUGCGGAUGGCCCCUCCGACAGUUCACCUCCAGGCGAGGUGGGCGUUAGAAUCCAUGACGCUUCCCAACCCUUCCCAAAUCCCACGAUCGGUUCGUCCAAAACUUACCGAUUCAACGUGAUCGCUUCGCCAGAGCCCGAUGCGUCCAUGGUUGAUGUAGCGCCCAAAGUAGAGGAACUGGACGACACCGACGAUCUCCAGAGUAUCAAACCGGUGGGAGUGGAGACUGGGACCCAUGCGACGACCUCGACUAAUACUGCGGAUUCCACGGCAACUCCCGUCAAUGUCCCACGGAAACGUGGUCGUCCACGCAAACAUCCGCUGCCCAUACCAGGAGGACAGGUCAAGAUCACCAAGGGUCGCUCAAAAACCGGCUGUAUCACCUGUAGGCGGCGCAAGAAGAAAUGUGACGAAACCAAGCCUUCAUGUUUGAAUUGCCAGAAGAACGCUGUUGUCUGUGAAGGAUAUCCUCCCAAGGAAAUUUGGCGGAGUGGGAAGCAGAAACUUGAAGAUGCAGCAAGAAGCCAAUCCAUCAUCACCCGUUCUCUGCCCCUGUUAAUCGAUGGCAUCGAAACGGAUAUCGACCGACGGUUACUCGACCAUUUCGUCUACGGCUUCAGUCGGGUCUUGACCCUCAUCAACGAUGACUCCAAUCCCUUCAAAGAAAUCCUUCUGCCCAUGGCUACUCAGCACCGAGGUUUGAUGCAUUCGCUGAUGUGUCUGUCGGGUUCCCACUUGUCAGUAUUAGAUCCGGAGCCAAGGGUGAAGGAGCGAAAAUACUACCACUUCCACCGAGCGAUCCGAGAUCUAAAGGACAAUAUCACUGCCUCGUCGAGUAGCCAACCAGGGGAAGAGCCCGAGCUGUUGGUGGAGGACCCGAUCAUCGCGUCCACGAUUGCUCUCAGUUUGAAUACGAUCUGCGAAGGAGAAACCAAGGGCGAGUACCGACCGCACAUGGACGCCGCAAGAUAUCUGCUCGUGACCCAGAAACCGCGCAACGAAAAGUUCCGCCAGUUCAUCGUGGAGUUCUUCCAGUACCACGAUGUUUCAAACUCGAUCACGUCGCUGGAUCGGCGACCGGCGCUGCUCCAUGGAGAAUUACGGCUGCCGGAUUUCGUGCCGCACGCGCAGGCGGGCAUGUUCUUGGGCGUGUUUGACGGGUUGUUUAACUAUAUUUCGGAUGUGACUCGGCUGCGGGAUCGCAUCCGACAACGAUUCGACGAGGGGUACGAGCCCGCGGUCGACUACCAGAUCCUCAGCGAUGCGGUUUCGAUCGACUCGGCCAUUCGGACGUGGGAAACCUCUCACCCUCCCAACACCCCGAACUGGUCCCUCGCGCAGUUGUACCGACAGUCGACCUGGGUUUACCUCUACCGCACCAUCCGACCGUCGCGACCAAGUGACAAGAUCGCUCAAGUGGUGGACGAUGGAUUGGAGUACCUGGAUCAACUACCACAAGACUCGGGCGCCUUCAGUAUUGUUCUGAUGCCGUUGUUCCUGCUCGGGUGCUCUGCAUUCUUGCCCCGGCAGCGGGAGCGGAUCCACAAGGGAUUCGAGGCCCUCAAGGCCUACUCCAAUCUCCGCAAUAUCGAACCGGCCUUCAAGGUGGUCGAGCGCGUAUGGGAGGUUAUGGACACGAAGACGGAGGAGAGCUGGGACUGGGAGAAGAUCAUUCAGGAGAUGAACAUGGAUUUCCUCAUCACCUGA
Molecule: messenger RNA, 1779 nt
Organism: Aspergillus ochraceoroseus IBT 24754
Lineage: Eukaryota; Fungi; Ascomycota; Eurotiomycetes; Eurotiales; Aspergillaceae
Product: Zn(II)2Cys6 transcription factor
Exons: 3
Coding region: 1-1779 (592 amino acids)
Biological process (GO): positive regulation of transcription by RNA polymerase II
Cellular component (GO): nucleus
Molecular function (GO): transcription cis-regulatory region binding; zinc ion binding; DNA-binding transcription factor activity, RNA polymerase II-specific
Source: RefSeq, a predicted model, not a curated record